This is a messenger RNA of Cylicocyclus nassatus, 2062 nucleotides long. NCBI's taxonomy places the organism in Eukaryota, Metazoa, Nematoda, Chromadorea, Rhabditida, Strongylidae. The record is from the annotation of a GenBank genome assembly.
GCCCUGUCGUGCUGGCUCCGCCGGGGACGUGUUCUCUCGUCCCCCGCGGAGCGCGAGAGCCUCCGAGCGCCGUCGUCGUCGACGGGGCGCAGCAGUCAGUGUCAGCGCCAGCCCUGGGCCGCAGUGCUAUGCGGGUAGCGAUGGAGGCAGGCGACCUACGAGUGCCUGAAAUCCCUUUAGCUUCCGGUGAAGACGAUCUGGACAGCAACAAGAAUUCACAAAACGAGGAAGAACUCAAUCAUGCAUUGUCUGCAGAAGACGCUCGACUUCACGAAGACCUAUCCAGCUCGCUUGAGGAUUUGGUGGGAAAUUUCGACGAGCGAAUUAGUUCGUGUUUGAAAAAUCCAGAUGUGAACACCGAGGACAUUGCACCUGUGCAAGUUCGAACUCAAGAUGAAGUAAUGGCCGAGAGCCAAACAUGGUGGACGUUGACGUGCAAUUUCGGCAAUAUUCAACCGCUUGACUUCGACAAGUCGGCCAUUCGACGACGUAUGAUGCCUGCAUUGGAUCUCAAGGAGAGAAAGCUGAGCGACGAUGGUGGAGUAUCGCUGUCCGAUGAGGAAGACCUAAGGGCCAGGAUGGAUAUGCAUCAGUUAGUUGCGCAUGGUUCUAUUGGAGGUGAUUCACCUCCUCAAACAGCUGACCAGGUCAUCGAGGAAAUUGACGAAAUGCUGCAGUCUUGUGACUUCACUGGCUCGAUGAUGACCGAUCGAACAAUGGAAUCUGUGGACAGUAUGUACUCGUCGAUGCGCUCUCCGUUACCAUCAGGACAUUCCAGUGAAGCUGACAUGAAGCUACGUCAAGCGCAAGCACUUGCAGCCAAUCCAGAAAACUUGAACGAGCUGUCGUAUUCGAAACUGGUGACGCUGAAUGCAGAAAUGGAGCAACUCAUACAAGUUUAUAACGAAAGCCUUGUGGAUGAGCUUGCGCACAGGGACGAGCUCGAGUACGAAAAGGAAAUGAAGAACACAUUCAUCUCGUUGCUCUUAUCCAUUCAAAACAAGCGACGUCAGUUUGCAAAUGAACGGAAGAGGAAAGGGGGACGCGGCUCUGUGUUACCGCAGUUGGUCAAUCUGCCACCGGGAAAAGUUGCCUGGAAGCGACGAUCGACAAGGAUCGAUCCAUCUCAAUUGCCGCAGUAUAUGACGGCCAGUAUUCCAUACAAUGAUCAUCAACAUAUGGAUAAUGCUACGCUUUCUUCAUUGAUAAAAAUUCUACGAGCGAUCAACGAUGAUAGCUCUACAGUGCCUACACUACUCACCGAUUACAUUCUAACAGUAGUGUGCCCAAAGACUGUAGUCUGCUAGCCCGGUGCUUCACGAUCUCCAUAGAUCUCUAUCGCCUUGUGCAACCACACAUUAACUCCUACCGUAUGGCGGAAAUUUCUCGACUGCCCAGAUAUUUGGAUCGGACGAAAUGUUUCUGGAACAUUGAAUAUUGUCGCUGUGCUUUGUUAUCUGAUGAGCAACUCGUUUCGCUUUGACAAGCCACCAUGAAAAAUUGCGAAAAAAUUUUGGGCUUGGAAAACCGCCAUCAUCCAUACAGUAGCUGUACCCGCUCGCCUGUAAAACCUAUCGCUUCAGUUCAUGACACAUCAGUUAUUUAUACAAUUUUUUCUAGGUAGGUUCGAUCAUAGAGAAUCGAAAAUUGUUUGAGGUCUGCUAAAGCUUUACCAUUCACAUCACAUCCGACUAUUCACGCUGUUCUGUCCUUUAUAGGCGCAUUAUAAACGUUUAGGCUUUUCUUACAAUGAACACCACCAUGUUCAUUGUGUGCGUGUGUGAUUUUUGUCUGUGUGCUUGACAUCUUGUUUUAUCUAUUACGAAUAUAGAACAUUUCUUGAAUCUCUUUAGAAUCUGCACAAUUUUUUCAGUCAACGCUCACUUUUCCAUAUUGUUAUCGAAAGUGUAGACCUUCUCUUUGCACCACAAGUUGCUAUAGAAAGUGUUGAGCUCUUCGGUCACCUUUCCAGUCAAUUCAAGCCAUAUGUUCAUGAUUUUGCAAAUAUUAUUUAAUGCAUCACUGUCUUUGUACAUUUUUUGAGAAUGAACUUAUCUCAGCU